Messenger RNA from Topomyia yanbarensis, 5019 nucleotides. Its product is annotated as differentially expressed in FDCP 6-like. The coding region runs from base 3192 to 4841 and encodes 549 amino acids. Gene Ontology annotation, cellular component: nucleus; cytoplasm. Lineage: Eukaryota; Metazoa; Arthropoda; Insecta; Diptera; Culicidae. The transcript is spliced from 5 exons. The record is from RefSeq and is a predicted model, not a curated record.
GGAAAAACAUCACAGAAUUAUAUCAAAUCACUUAGCGUAGAUGUGAAAAACACACAAACUAUCACCUUAUCUUAUUUAUGCUAUUAAUCUGUAGAUGUUGCAGCAGGUAGUUGGGCUUUGCAGAAAAAUGUCAAUAUACUUAGCACACCUAGAAAGCGAAUGCAUGUGGUAUUGGCAUAGCAAUGGCAUCCAAAAAAUGUUAACUCUUGCCGUUGCUCAUUCAAAACGCAAGCAACGAAUGAUAGAAAACGAACAUGCGGGACAGGCAUAUAUAACUUCCCGUGUUCGAUUAGGUCUCUUAGGUGCCCCAUAUUGACGGCUCUGUCCGUUUUUCCACGUCGCUUUCGAAAGAUUUUCUGACAAUCAAUAUAUGAUUUAUGUCAAGUUAUCAGAUUGAUGCACAUUUUCCGACUGAUAAGUGCAAACAUGGUGUAAUUCCGUUCAGUACCGAUUAAAUAUUGAGGAUUGAUGUUUGAAGGAUGAAGAUUGAACAUGCAGGGUAGAAAAAUAAAGAUUAUAUAUUGAAGAUUAAAGAAUGGAAAUUGAAAUUGAAAAUUCAGCGUCAGAUAAAGAAUUUAAAAUUUAGGAUUAAAGAUUGAUCAUUGGUGAACUAUGGCAAGCGUAACACGUUUUCCUAUCUAGAAACCAAACAUCAUCCAAAAUUAAUUGUUACCAAAUUCUUCGGCGCUGAACGGCGAUUAAGACAUUCAUAUAUGGAAGCGUCCAACUCCCAUUAAAAAUUUGCGGCGCGACAACUUUACACACCGUAAAAUUCGCAAAUAAAAAUUAAAUGAAAAUAAAUCUACAACAAAUAACCGUGUCAAAUCCAGUGUGGGACUCUUGAUAGCCACUUGUGCGAAACUGGUUGAAAAGAGCUAACAGCUAUGGUGAAUGAUCGCUCGAAUCUUCAAUGAAACUGGCGUAAAUAAUAAAAAGUUAUGAUCCGAAACUCAUCAAACCUGGUCAGCACUCCUCCGUUUCUCAGUUUAGACACACGUCUGUCAUUCAAUCACAGCGAAUAAAAAUAUUGAAAUCAAAUACAUACAGCUAAGCGUUUUACGACGAGGAGACCCCCAUGUCCUGGCCAGUUUCUAAAUAAUUAGAGAACCACUUUUCCCUUCCCGCAAAUAUGGCUAGGGGCAUUUGAAACGCCAAACGCCAACGCUUAGAUUGUGAUUUCAUUGAGAUUGAAUUGAUUGGAAGGCAGUCAGUAGGUGCGUGUGUCGACGGCACAGCCAGUGGGAACAUGUCACCAUCACCACCACCACCACCUGCGCCUGACCUGUUCGCCCAGAAGUUUGCCAAUUUGCCAUCAGGGGAAAAGUUGGUUUGCCCAUAAAGCGAUAGUCGAGCAAACAUUGAGCAAAGCUCGAUCACUCACGCCGCUGGCGCUCGGAGAUUCGAGGAUUGAGUAAUUAUUGAAAGUGUGUAAAAUUCGAUAAAUUAGAUGUGACAUGUGACACACUUUUUUGCACGCAAGUGUUUAGCAGUGGCGCUCCGCUUGAUUCGUGGCAUGUGACAAAGCGGAGAGGUUUUGUUUAAUUGUUCAGUAUAUAGAAUUUCUAGGUAUUAUAGCAACAUUCGAACGUUCUUUCAUCUAGUAAAUAACUGACAAGACAUGUAAGCCUUGUGGUCACAUGUUUCUCUAUGAAUGUUACUUUAAUUCAACAUUUUUCUAUUUCAAUAGUAACUGAUUAAGCCUAUGAUACGAUCCAUUAGCUGGUUUUUUUCCAGACAAAGAAUACACAACAUUGUUCUCAAUAUUCAACAAUAUAUGGGUUUUGUCCUAAAUUUAAUUUGUUUAGAUUGAAAAUUGUGUAUUAACUAAUUUAACGAGAAUUGGUUUGAAUACUGAAAUUAGAUUUAGGCUGUAUGGAGAAGUCAAAAUUAUUUUUGGUGUGUACUAUGCUAUAUUUCUCCUUAGUGGAGAAAAAUUUAGGCAAUUUUUUUCUACUAAAGAGAAACCUUUCAUUAAUUAUCAUCAGUUUAAUCAGAACUCCUUCCCUUGUGGAAAACCACGCAGGACUCAGAAACACGUGUUUUCGUGUGUUGGAGCUGACGUAAAUCGGGCACUAGCGUAGUCCUGUCACUAAGUUAGUGUCGGAUUCUGAUGAAACGAGGUCGAAACGCAAUCUCCACAACUAAUGUUUGAUGUGCUUUCUUUUUAGAUUAUAACUUAUUUCCCAUCAUUUAUGUGAUCCAGAUAUAAAGCAUAGACGUCACGAAAUAACGUAGAAGUCGUCGUUUAUAUCCCGCCUAAAUGGUUAGAAUAAAAAGCUCUACGGAUUAUGUUUACCGGUGUGUUAAACCUGGUUUAAAAGUUAAGUGCGGAUGAGGGAAUCGGUCCUAAGCGUGUUUAAUUUCAGUGGCUACUCAGGAUAAUCGUCCGAAAGGCCCUGGAUGACCUAAAGACGAACUAAAUAUGCCGCAUUUACUCAUACCAAAAAUGAAGAAAAUCAAUUUUAGGCCACCCUAUCUGAAAUUAUUAGCGGUGCGGCGUUACCAAUAAUUACGAAGUGCCGUGUAUCGUCACUUCAAAAAAGAGCUGAUGUAUGCAGUGCAGAUUACUCAACUAACGUCACAACAUUGCAGCGAUGGUUAACAAAUAUACAUAGACAGUGCCUUUAAUUGAACAGCGCUUAACGAUGAUUCACUUUCUAUCCGAGAAGAUACAUAUAUGACUGAAUAAUAUUUAUUUCUGUUUGUACUUAAGCCCAUAGAACUGACAUAAGAAACGUGCAAUUCUCAAAAACAAACACCUCUGUAGAAACAUGUAAAUUUGGAUAAUUGUAUGUACUAACAAGCACAACGAACUGCUAACCAUGAGAACUUUGUUCCCUCACCACUUUGUAUGUGCCCCCAUCUAGUAAGUAACUACACGCUUUCACGAAACUCGCACCGAUGGUAGAACCUGUAUGAAUGAAUCAGUGAGGUCAGCGAAAAAGCGCGUGGAUUUUGCCAUUCAGAGAUUUACUCGCGCUCGUGGCCCAGGAUGAUGGUGUAAGAACAUUAAGAGGGAAAAGACAACCUAAUUAAUAAGACUUGAAAGUGCCACAUUCCAAACAAAAACAGUGAUAUAUUAAGCCCUUAUCGUAGCUAGAGUAUAAUGAGAGGUGGAAUUUCUACAGUGUGAUCGCAUUGGAGCUGCAAAUAGUUGAAGUGAAGCAGAUUUCUGAAAAGAUCAAACUAAAAUGACAACGCUGCUGAAAAACGUCACCAACAGUAUCUGGCAUGCCUUUCGGGCUCUCCAACAGGACGGAUCCGGAUUCGUGGGAAAGUCGAAGCUUAAGGUACUCACAGCGAACAUUGCCACCCUGCUAGACCUGUACGGGGUCGAACGUGGGUUGGACCACUACAGGUCCACACCGAUGCUAAAUUUCGACCACUACCUAUACUAUCUCGGCCAGGAGGUGUUUUCGUCCGUUUCCAACGAGCUACCGCUAUCCGCGCUCCGAAAUUACGAGACCAAAAUCGAUGAGGUCUGCUGGUUGGUUUGCCACAAGGACUUUAAUGUAAGCGAUGCCUACUUCAAGGGAGAUGCCGUCUAUCAGCUGUUCAGGAUUUUUUGUCUUAUGGCGGAUCUGUACGGCGAUGGCAUAGACGACAAUCAGUUCACGGUGAAGAUUCAUCCGUCGGAAGCACUGAUCGUUGUCAAACAGUUGCUGAACUCACUCGGGUUAGACUACAACAACGAAGAGAAGUACGAUUAUUUGAAAAAAUCUGACAACGGAUUGAACUUUGGAGAGUUUCUGGAGAUUUUGAGAUUCAAAGACUACAACAAGGUGAACGAUUACGUGGCUUCUAUUUGCGAGGCCAUUCGAGAUAUCUACCAAACUCUGAUCAUGGAUGUGAUAAAGAAAGGCUAUUUGUUCAGAAGGGGUUAUGUUCUCCCCACGUUUCGGGAGUACUUUUUCGUGCUACAACCAUGUGAACUGUCGUACUAUAAACAUCACACGGAUAAGGAGGUAUGUGGAACAAUCGCACUGGACUCGAAGUUUAUGGUGAAGCCGAGUAUUUCCUCAUCAGGAAAGACUGAGCGAGUUCAAAAGUUUACCUUAGUUUCCGGUGAUCGAACUUAUGAGCUGGGAGCACAAGAUCACAGAACGCGACUGCAGUGGAUAUCGGCCCUGCAGUUGGCAAUUACCUACUCAACUGGACGCGAAGGUUUCCAACGGGAUACGGUCAAUCGGAGGAAACAGCAACGAGAACUAGAUCUGAGGAAACGACAGGAGGAGGAACACCAACGUAGUAUUCAUCUAAAACAGCUAUUGGAGACGAAUGUUCAGCUGGAACAGGAAAAAAUUGCUCGCAUGGCAGCCGAGACACAGGCUCGGCAGUUCCAGGAAGUCGCCCGGGAAGAUUCUAGACGGGUUGCCGAGCUGGAGGAUGUUAAACUCUGUCUGGAGAAGAUGCUCGAGGAUGAGAUUCAAGCUAAACGAGACGAAGAAAUUGUGCGUGCAUUGCAGGCUCGCGUCCUGGCAGAGGAAUGGGACAAGCGAGAGGAACUGGAGAGCCUCCAAGCGGAACAGAUGAUUUUGCUGGAGCAGGAGCGGCAAAAGCGGAUGGAGUUCGAGCAAAGGCAGCAGGAAAAUGAAAAACGUUUCAAGGAAGCGGAACAAAAGCUGCGCCAGUUGGAGGAAGAACGCAAAAAGCUGGACCGGGAGUUGAAGCAAGCUCGGCAGAAGAUUCAGCUUUCUGAAGAUAACAAGGGCAUAGUCGAAGCCAAACUACAGGUUUGUGCUAUGGCUCCGACGUUCCGCAAAGCUCCAGACUUUAUGAUUCGUCGAACUCAAUCAUUCGUCGCUUCCGAUCGUCCCGUUGCUAUGGCUGUUCCACGUUGACGUUCUACUCGGCCACCGUACACAGUGCCAGUAAGCUUGCUGAAUAGUUUUAACUUAUAUUUUGGCUCUGUUCCUCAAGCGCGAAAGCUGAAAGGGAUGUAAAGGGAGAUUCUUUCCGCUAAGGUAUGUUUUUAAAUUAUUCUAUUUUUUUAAGAAGUUCAAUUUUUUAUUGUUUGGU